AUGGUCGCGGCGGGGAAGAAGGUGGUGCUCCUGUCCAACACUGCGCACCGCUCGUGCGGCCUCCCCAUCAAGCUGGGACCCAUGGGCUUCUCCACCGACUUCCAGGGCGUCACCGGCGGCGAAGUGUGUCACGACUACCUGCUCGAGAGACGCGACACGCACGCGCGCUGCUCGCUCAUGACCUCAGACCUGGACGGCAAGGUCACCAAGAGCGCGUCGAACCCAGAGUCCAUCUUCCACGGUCUGGACGUGGAGAUCGUGGGUCUGGACAAGGCCCAGUUCCUUAUGGUGGAGGGCACGCAGCAGGUCUGCUACAGCGACCGCGUAGCCGAGAUACUGUCGACGGACUUCCGCCACACCGGCGAAGUGAACGACGCUAUGAAGGAGUUCCUCCGCGGCGGUCUGGAGCGCAAGCUGCCGCUGCUGUGUCCGAACCCGGACGUGCUGGCCGUUGUCACCAACGACCGUUUCGUGCACAUGGGAGGUGGCAUCGCCAAGCUCUAUGAAGAAAUGGGCGGAGAGGUCGUCUACUUCGGCAAGCCGAUGAAGGAGCACUUCGAAGUGUGUCUGCGCUUGGCGAAUGCGACGGACAAAUCGAAGGUUGUGCACAUUGGUGACUCGCUUCAUCACGACAUCCAGGGUGCGAAGAAUACUGGAGUCGACAGCAUCUUCAUCGCUGGUGGUGUCCACGCCAAGGAACUCAAUGUGAAUGCGUGGGGUGCAACUGAAGAGGAGCUGCGUGUGAAGCCUGAUCUUCUUGAGAAGCUGCUCGGGAAGACGCAACUGGACCCGACGUACACCAUGACGCGCUACACGUGGUAG
Molecule: messenger RNA, 822 nt
Organism: Phytophthora sojae
Lineage: Eukaryota; Oomycota; Peronosporomycetes; Peronosporales; Peronosporaceae
Exons: 1
Coding region: 1-822 (273 amino acids)
Cellular component (GO): chloroplast
Molecular function (GO): phosphatase activity
Source: RefSeq, a predicted model, not a curated record